Messenger RNA from Staurois parvus, 315 nucleotides. NCBI's taxonomy places the organism in Eukaryota, Metazoa, Chordata, Amphibia, Anura, Ranidae. The record is from the annotation of a GenBank genome assembly.
UGACCAGAGACUGCGGACAUAGUACAGGGAUGACCAGAGACUGCGGACAUAGUACAGGGAUGACCAGAGACUGCGGACACAGUACAGGGAUGACCAGAGACUGCGGACAGCACAGACCAGUGCGCAACUCCGCGGAAGUAAGAGCGGGUACCUGUCAAAUUCAGGUACCCGCUCCCCACCUCCCCAAAGGUCAGCAGUCAUCUCCAUAAGGUCCCGCUGCAGAGCUGAGUGGCCGGCCCGGUAUUCUGACACGGCGGCGCUGGAAAUACCGGACCGGCCGCUCCAUAUUCGCUCCAUAAGACGCACUGACAUUUU